AGUAGCGCAUGGAGCUGUUGAACGCUAUCACUCUCGUUUAGGCUUUGGGGAAAGAGCACAAUACGUCUGUGCGUCCGAGAAACAGGAAUAGGCAAUAAAGAAGAAACAACUUUUUAAUGUUCGAGUGUGAAUAGUGAAGUUGUACCAUCUUUAGGCUUUGCAGACUACGCUACUUUUCUAGAGACAUUCGGCCGACCAGGGCAACAUGAGCGAGCGCUUUGACUGCGACAACUGCAAAGAAUCCCUGUAUGGGAGGAAGUACAUUCAGGCGGAGGCCAACCCCUACUGCAUUCCCUGUUACGACAGCCUGUUUGCCAACACCUGCGACGAGUGCAAGGAACUCAUUGGACAUGAUGCCAGGGAGCUGUUCUAUGAAGACAGACACUACCACGAGCACUGCUUCCGUUGUUUCCGCUGUGACCGCUCACUGGCUGAUGAGCCCUUCACUAGCCAGGAUGACGCCCUGCUCUGCAAUGACUGCUACUGCAACGAGUUCUCCUCCAAAUGUGUGGCCUGUGACAAGACCGUCAUGCCUGGCACCAGGAAACUGGAGUAUGGUGGCUCCACAUGGCAUGAGGGCUGUUUCAUUUGCAGCAGCUGUGAACAGCCUAUUGGCUCCAAGUCCUUCAUCCCAGAUAAAGAUGACCACUACUGCGUGCCCUGCUAUGAGAACAAGUUUGCCCCUCGCUGCACCCGCUGCAAACAGAUCUUGAGCAAAGGUGGUGUGACCUACCGUGAUGAGCCCUGGCAUAAGGAGUGCUUCUUGUGUACAGGCUGUAAGGCCCAGCUGGCUGGCCAGCACUUCACCUCACGAGAUGACAGGCCAUACUGCCUCAAGUGCUUUGGCAACCUCUAUGCCAAGAAAUGCGAGGCCUGUAGCAAGCCAAUUACAGGUUUCGGUGGAGGGAAGUACAUCUCAUUCGAGGAGCGUCAGUGGCACCAGACGUGCUUCAUGUGCAGCCGAUGCUCCGUAUCACUCGUGGGAGCUGGCUUCUUCCCGGAGAGAGACGAGAUCCUCUGCCGGGAUUGCAACGGCAAACUAUAGAGCCUCUGUUUACACUCUUCUCCCCAUUCUGCCAGUCGCUCACAGACACCCCCCCCCCCCCCCACACACACACACACGCAUGCAUGCAUGCAUGCCUCCACCCUCCUAAACUCCCAGAAUCCCCAGAGCUUUCACCCAUUCUGAUCCUGCUCAGCAAGAACCACUAUGAAUACAGCACAGCUGUCUGAUCUGCAUUUGAUACUCAACCUGGACAGGCACAAACACACAUACAGCAUGCUGGAGGCACGUGCUGCAUCACAUUUUUGCUCAGAUAAAUAUGUUUUUGUAGGCAGUUCUCUGUUUGCAGUAAAGCAAUACAGCUCCCUAAAGGUCCAUGCAAGACCAGGCUUAGAAAUAGUAAAUCUAUGGAGAAUUCUGCCUUACGAGUAAGUGUUACUUACCUUUCAGGUGUUUUAAGCCUUUUUAAAAAUAAUUUUUAACUUUUGGCAAUUUCCUUUUAGAUUUUAUUCAUAGCCAAUUACUGUUGUUACAGGUCUUUUUUUUUUCAAUCCACCAGCCAAAAAACAUCAAGUUCAUCUGCGAGUGCUAAGUGUUAAACUUAUUUUAACUUCUUCCUUGUAGAUUUCCCAGCUGGCUGGUGUAGUUCUGACAUUGGUGUGGUAGAGAUGAGCUCAUCUUGUUCUAUUUGGCCCUCUAGGGGACUCUUAUCUACAGACAGAAUAUGCAAACUCAGCAAUGCUCAUUUUGCACUGUUGAAGCAGUGCCUGAGAAGAACUACCCGGUACUUCUCACCCUGUAGGUUGCCUUUAUCCAAAGAGGGCUUGAAAAGCAAUAGCUUUUAAUAUGGAAACAGUAAGAAAAAUAUUUUAAUAUCGAAACAGCAAGAGAAAACUUUUAGUAUGGAAACAGCACAGUGGAAAGCUCCACCCAGUCAAACACGACUGGUUAGAGCAAUUAACAGUGAGUGGUUAUAGCCCAUAAAAUUCUCAAGUGGAUUCCAUCAUAAAUCUUGCUUGGCUGGCUGUGCAAUCAGAUUACAAGAUAUACCACUUUCUAAAAUGUUUCAGAGACUUCAAAGACUUUUAUGGCUUUGGACAAAGGUAGCAGCAGCAGGAAACAGACAUUGGUAAAUUUAUUUGGAUGCAACCAGUAGUAGAAGUUAGACUUUAAAAGACAAACGUGAUGAUUUGAUAAAAACCUGGGGUGAGUGUUUGAAUGCUGCUUUACACUUUCAGCCAUCACUGUAACAGUGUAACUACACAGUUGAUUGUGGUAUAAUAUGCUGGGUAACAAUUUGUAAGAAUGUAUUAAUACAUGUUCUCUCUCUGUAGUUACAAUGUACACAUUGAUAUUGUCUUCCUUUAUGUUAUGUAUGUAUUGUUACACUUUAUUACUCAGUUUAUUAAACUGAAAUUGCUGUUUUAGUUACACUGUAAUGGCAGUGAUAUAAUGUAAAAUGCAACCAAAUACUGUAAUCAGUGAGCACUUCGGGUGCCAUGUUUGCUCAUAUCUUUCACUAUAUUGUUACUAAACAAGUGGUAUCUUAUGUCAGAGUACAUUUGAUGCUCUAAUGGAGUAUUCCAAAGACAUGUAUUUAGAACAACAAAAAGUCACUUCUUGCAAAAUUUGGGAAAUGAAGUUUGCAACUGUGUUUUAGAGAAAACAUUAUAGCAUUUGCACUAUAGCUGGAAUUAAGCAUAUCUUGUGCACAGACAGUAGUCAGAGAGUUAAAAAAAAAACAAAACAAAAAAAAACCACAGCAUGCAUGCACUGUAUAUAAACAAGAAAAACCACUCCCUAAUCCUGGACUGCUUGCUAUACCUCUACCCAGUAUUUGCUAUACCUCUACUCUGUAUCUUAUGUACUUUACAUUUUUUUUAUUGUGAGCCAUAGAUGCUAAGUGUCCAUGCUAGCAGGAUGGUAUGCAGGCUGUGCUCAUGCUUUAUUUCUUUUCACAUCUUUAAUUGGUUAUUGUUCUAUCAUUUGACUAAUUUCACAAUUAAAACGUUUCCAAAUAAUAUGUAUUCUCUUGAGCUUUGAUGCUGGCUAGUCAGAGUUAGAUAAUGCUUUUUUGAAAACUGUAAUGGAGAUUUAGAUUGGGGGUUUGGUUAGAGUAAUAAAAGAAAAACGCGUUGAGAUCGAAA
Messenger RNA from Electrophorus electricus (electric eel), 3150 nucleotides. It is a transcript of the gene fhl3a, whose product is annotated as four and a half LIM domains 3a. Gene Ontology annotation, molecular function: transcription coregulator activity; actin binding. Gene Ontology annotation, cellular component: nucleus; Z disc; stress fiber. Gene Ontology annotation, biological process: actin cytoskeleton organization. The record is from RefSeq and is a predicted model, not a curated record. Lineage: Eukaryota; Metazoa; Chordata; Actinopteri; Gymnotiformes; Gymnotidae.